CCCUGGAUUGGAAGAGUUAAAGGUCUAAUUAGCCUAGCCAGAAGACCACGUGACCCCGCCGUCCAAUGGCGCCGCGCAAGCAGUUGCCAAGAUGGCGGUGACGCGGUACCGGCGGUUCCUGAAGCUCUGCGAGGAGUGGCCCGUGGAGGAGACCAAGCGCGGGCGGGACUUGGGCACCUUCCUGCGGCAGCGGGUGGCACAGGCCUUCCGAGAGGGGGAGAACACGCAGAUUCCUGAUCCAGUGACCUGUGAUGAAAUGUUCGAGAGUUUAGUCAGAAUCCACACCAAUUAUUAUAAAACCAAGUAUCCACGACUGAAAGAUUCAAGCUUCACUGGUGUGACAGUGGAAGAAUGCAAGAUGGUCCUUGCAACAGAUAGCUUGAAGCAAAUGGAAGAAGCAAAGAAAGGAAAAUGGACAAAGAUACGUGAAAAAUUCUCUGCCAAGCCUCCUGAAGAAGAUUCCAAAUGAUAAUAUCCUACUGUCCAGAGUUCUUAAACUAUAUUUUGACAGGAUAAAUAAGCUUUCUUGAAACAGAUAUUGUUGUUACAUCAUCAAGAUUUAAAUCCAAAGAUCUAGUCAAUUUUCAUCUCAUCUACGAACUGUUAUCAUGGGGACAAUGUUUGGAUACUGAUUGUAGACUUGGUGAGAACUUACUGUGCAAAGGGAUAAGCCAGGCCUAUUUUAUAACAUUUGUUUAUGGAUGAACAAGUUUAUCUUUAAAUAUAUUUGCAGUAUGUGGUGA
Messenger RNA from Sceloporus undulatus (fence lizard), 743 nucleotides. RefSeq names its product ubiquinol-cytochrome-c reductase complex assembly factor 2. The record is from RefSeq and is a predicted model, not a curated record. Lineage: Eukaryota; Metazoa; Chordata; Lepidosauria; Squamata; Phrynosomatidae. Gene Ontology annotation, biological process: mitochondrial respiratory chain complex III assembly. Gene Ontology annotation, cellular component: mitochondrial matrix. The coding region runs from base 92 to 469 and encodes 125 amino acids. The transcript is spliced from 4 exons.